Fonsecaea erecta is the source of this 888-nucleotide messenger RNA. RefSeq lists its product as hypothetical. The transcript has a single exon. Bases 1 to 888 code for a protein of 295 amino acids. The record is from RefSeq and is a predicted model, not a curated record. Lineage: Eukaryota; Fungi; Ascomycota; Eurotiomycetes; Chaetothyriales; Herpotrichiellaceae. Gene Ontology annotation, molecular function: protein dimerization activity.
AUGGCAUUCUACCCAGAGCCCUUUUUCCUGGACGCGGGGUCACAGCAAUUCCAGGAUGAGACAUAUUUCACCAACUUUCAGUCCGACAAUGAGGAACACGACCUGAUCGCAAAGGACCUCGACGGGUGGUCGAUACCCACCGAGACUCAACCCAUGCAAUCGAAAAGCUACGCCAUGCAGUCCUAUCUCAAUGCUCCUUACCUCAGUCCCAGCCUGGAUCCAUUCGACCCGGCGGCCCUGCAGACAGUUGGACCAGCUCAAUUGCAGCUCAACAGCGGCUCCGAAUUGCCCAUGGAUUACCAGCCUUGCCAGUCGCCCGAUACAGAGCUUGGACCCCCAAGCGUCAAGGAUGACUGCAGCGACAUCUCGCCCUUGUCGUCGCCCAGCCUGGCCGACACGGAGACAUAUAUCUCGAAGAAAUCCCCUCCCCGCAGCCGUGCCGCUGCCCGCUCUUCAGUGUCUUCGCAGCCGAAGAAAGGACGACCACGGAAGAAGCGCAACCAGUCCAACUCAUCCAGCGAGGAUGAAUCGGCCAUUCUCAAGGCCAAGUUCGCCCAUUCCGUGAUCGAGAGACGGUACCGCGACAAUCUCAACGGCAAGAUGAUGCAGCUCCACCGUGUGCUCCUGGCCGCCGAGACCAAUCAGACCUCGUCCGCCUCUCUCUUCAAUACCUCACCCACAGGUCCCGCGCUGUCGGGCAGAGUCCGCAAGUCCGACAUCAUGGCCCGGGCGAUCAACUAUAUCCACCAGUCCGAGGUUGAGAUGCGGCACCUGGACGACGAGAUCAAGCGCCUGCAGGACCAAGUCGGUCUGUUCCAGAAGCUCGUCAACUGCGAUGAUAUCUCCUUACUCAAGGAUAUGGUAGGGCUCGGCGUCCAGAAGCCAUGA